AUGGCGAACCUGGAAAUGCAGACUCUGGCGAAGGAGAGGACCAACCCUCCCUUCGAUGUGGAAGCUAUGGCUAUCUCCCUACAUGGCUCGAAGGAGCGUCUCGAGUACAAGCGUAGGGUCAUGCAGGAGCUUGAGAGGAUUCCUGCAUUUUUUAACGACGACAUUUACGAUCUCACGAAGGAUGAGCUUCGUGUCCGCACGUUUAUCAAGAUUGGUCACAUUGUUAACUGGUUCCAGAAGGAGGACAUGGCUACUUUUCGCCAGCGCCUUGAGCUGAUCUCGAUCCUUGACCCUGGGUUCUGGACGCGUUUCGGUGUGCACCUGGGGUUGUUCAGCAACUGUGUUGUCUCUGGUUCGACGCCGAGUCAGUUGGCAUACUGGGCCAGCCAAGGGAUGCUUUCCUGCCACCACUUUUAUGGCUGCUUUGGUAUGACCGAACUUACGCACGGUAGUAAUGUUCAAGGUAUCAAGACGACGGCUACGUUCGACCGUGAUGCGGACGAGUUUAUCAUCCAUACUCCAGAACUUGGUGCCACUAAGUGGUGGAUUGGUGGUGCUGCUCAUUCGGCCACGCACUGUGCUGUGUUUGCUCGCCUGAUUAUCGACGGCAAAGACCACGGUGUCAAGACGUUUGUGGUCCAGCUCCGUGACCCCUACUCCUUCGACAACAUGCCUGGUGUGACAAUCGGUGACAUUGGCAAAAAGAUGGGCCGUGACGGUAUCGACAACGGCUACAUUCAGUUCACGCACGUCCGUGUGCCUCGUGCUCACAUGCUCAUGCGGCACACGCAGGUUUCGCGCGAAGGACAGGUGUUUGAACCACCGCUGCAGCAGCUGGCAUACGGUGCUCUUCUCACGGGUCGCGUGAUGAUGUCUAUUGACUCUUCUAACAUCGGCAAAAAGGCUAUCACCAUCGCUGGUCGCUAUGCUGCUGUGCGUCGUCAGUUUAAGUCGGACGCCAAGAACGAGCACGAGACGCAGCUUCUUGACUACCCCAUUCACCAGCGCCGUUUGAUGCCUCUCCUGGCUCAAAGUAUCGCUUUCCAAUACACUGGCUACCAGCUUUCGCACAUGCUUGAGCGCAUGAAUGAGCAGCUAAGCUCUCUUGAGCCUGGUGAUCCUCGCUUAAAUGAGGCGAUUGAACUGCUCAAGUCCACGCAUGCUGCCAGUGCCGGUCUGAAGGCAUUCUGCACGUGGGGUACACUCUCGGCCAUUGAAGUUUGCCGUCAGUCGCUUGGUGGACACGGCUACUCGUCGUACGCAGGUCUUGCACCUUUGUACGCCGACUUUGCCGUGCACUGUACAUGGGAGGGUGACAACACGAUUUUGGCCCUCCAGCUUGGUCGUGCCCUCAUGUCCGCCUACGAGGAGUCGCGAAAGGGCAAGAAACAGGGCAAGGCCCUGGCGUACCUGAAUGACAUUGAUGCCGUGCUUAGCUACCGCUGCACAUCAGAGAAGGACCUCGACACCCUUGCUGGUGUGGAAGCUGGUUGGCUGACGGCGUCUGCUCACUUUGUCAAGGUUGCGUUUGAUGAGUUCCAGCGGUACCUGAAAGCGGGUGACUCGCGCGAGGUCGCGGCCGAGAAGUGCUCGCAGCUCCGCUUCGUGGCUGGUAGCGUGCACACGUCUGGCUUCAUUUUCCGUCAGUUCCGUGCUGCUGUUGAGUCUAUGCCCGACAGCAAGGAUGGCGUGAAGAAGGCCCUUUCGACGGUGGCUCUGCUGUAUGGUCUGUGGCAAAUGGAGGAGAAGUCAGGCUUCCUCCUGCGUUCUGGCUGGCUCAAGCCAGAGCAGUUCGACUACGUCGCCCGUCGUGUCACGGAGCUGUGUGCCGAGGUGCGUGCCUUUGCCAUCCCGCUGAUUGACUCGUUCUCUUUGUCGGACUUUGUGAUCAACUCGCCUUUCGGUCGCUAUGACGGUGAUGUAUACCGUGCGUACUUUGACAUGAUCCGCAGGAACAACUCGCCGCUCAAGCCUCACCCAUACCGCGACACGCUAGUCAAGCCUCUUUUGAACCGAGAGAUUCGCGAAACUGUGAGUGCCUCGGACUUUAUGAACAUUGAUGACGAAAUUAAGGAGAUCCAGAGCGAGCUCAAGGAGGCUGCCGUGUCUGCUCCGAAGAAGGCGUAA
Molecule: messenger RNA, 2127 nt
Organism: Malassezia restricta
Lineage: Eukaryota; Fungi; Basidiomycota; Malasseziomycetes; Malasseziales; Malasseziaceae
Product: acyl-CoA oxidase
Exons: 1
Coding region: 1-2127 (708 amino acids)
Biological process (GO): fatty acid beta-oxidation using acyl-CoA oxidase; lipid homeostasis
Cellular component (GO): peroxisome
Molecular function (GO): fatty acid binding; acyl-CoA oxidase activity; FAD binding
Source: RefSeq, a predicted model, not a curated record